This is a messenger RNA of Candidula unifasciata, 1401 nucleotides long. The record is from the annotation of a GenBank genome assembly. Lineage: Eukaryota; Metazoa; Mollusca; Gastropoda; Stylommatophora; Geomitridae.
AUGCCCAUAAAAAGUGACAAGGAAGAUCUCUCCGACCCUGAUCAAUUUAUUGAUAAUUAUGAAGACGAAGAUGAAGACGAUGAUGAAGUUCUGACAUCAGAAGGGGAAGAUCUACCCGACUCAACCACCGGGCACGACCAAAAAGGUGAUUCACGAGAUGAUGACAGUUGCGAUGAAAGCCAGCAUGAGAAGAACACACAGCAGGAGACAGGAGGCGAAGCAGCAAACAGUAAGCUAAAAACAAGAGGGUUAAAGAAAAAGGCUGGUGGUAAAACAAGACAGGUGAAAGUGAAAGUGAGAAGGGUUAAAGCUAACGCCAGGGAGCGAAAUCGCAUGCAUGGGUUGAAUUCGGCUCUUGAUGAACUGAGAAAAUAUGUCCCAUGUCAGUCUAAGACACAGAAACUGUCCAAGAUUGAAACACUUCGUCUGGCCAGAAACUACAUACAUGCCCUAGCGGAGAUCCUCAAGUCUGGUGUCCGUCCAGACAGCUUUAGCUUUGCCAAAGCGCUGUCACGAGGGCUGUCACAGAACACUAUGAACACGGUGGCAGCAUGUCUCCAGUUAAAUCCACGGACACUGCUGCCAGAUUCAGCCUAUCCCAAGCCAUACCAGUUUAUGUAUGACAAUUAUUUAGAAUUCAGCGGCAGGUAUUCAGUUGAUCCCUACUCAGUGUUUGCCUUUCAAGAACUUGGCAGCAACUUUACCGAGCUGCCUUUCACUGGCCCUGACCAAUUUGGAAACCAUAAGCCACUGAUGCCUUUCAUGUCGCUAGAAAAUGCUUGCCUUCCUAGUUCGUGCCUACCAUAUCAACACCUCGUUUCACAAGAUCAAAAUGACAGUGUUUCUGCUGGUGAAACUAACGUAAACAACAGUUUGUGCGUCCAUAAUUCUUUCUUUUCACCACAAUAUUUACCAUCUGGAAUUCGGGAAGACAAAGUUCACAGAAGCACAACUUUACAGGCACAUACGAAAAUGCAGGAGGUAUAUAAUGUUGGAAGUUCAAACAAUCUAAUGAAACCAAGUGAGCCCCGGUUUCAAGGAUGCAACAAGGAAACCCAGGUGUCGACAUAUCUGGAGUCUGUCAACAUCGAUAGCUUGCACAGUUUUCCCAUGCUACAAAGUGGUGGCAUCUAUGCAUCAACAUCUGCGGUGCAGCAGUGUUAUAAAGACAGGCGUUUUGAGGCUAAUUACGACGCCACUGUUUCUAGCACCGUUGGAGGCCAUUCGAACAAUCGAGUUAGCAAUUCGUGUCAUCCGGGCCCAGUGUCUGCUCUAUCAGUUGAAGACUGCUGCCAAUCAACUUCUGCAAUACUACUGCCUGAUGACCUUAUUGAGUUAAGUCCCGAGUCAUCCCUGGGAAAUGAUUACGCAGUAAUAGCGUGUGCUGGUAGCAUCUUUUAA